AAUCAUACCAGCCGUAACGAUGAAUGCUAAUAAAAAACAAUAAUAAUAAUAUACCCUUGUUUAGCGUCUCGUCAUUUGGUAAAAAAGAAAAUUUUCACAAAAAAAUUAACAUUUAUAAUAAUUUUAUCUGUUUCUAUAAAAAAUAUACAAUUUAAUUUUAUUUUCUCCACUUUAGAUUAAAACAUAUCACAAUUGUUUACAAUCUGCAUCGUUAGCCGAAACAUUUGGAAUUACAAAAGACCCAACUUCCAAUUAUAUGAUCGUUAUGAAAUAUUAUGGAAGCGGCAAUUUAUACCAAUACCUUGAUCGUCACAAUAGAAUUCUUUCUUGGAAAGAUAUAAUAGAUAUGUUACGGGGCAUCGCUGAAGGUCUUGAAAAGAUUCAUGUUGAAGGAAAAAUUCAUAGAAAUCUUCAUGGAGGAAAUUUACUUAUUGAGAAUGAAAAAAAUAUUACUGAUGCUCGUAUUGGUGACGUAGGUCUUUAUGGACCAUGUGAAUAUAAUAAUUCAGGACAGAUAUAUGGAGUUUUACCAUAUAUUGCGCCGGAAAUUUUACGUGGUGGAAAUUACAAUACCGCUUCUGACAUAUAUUCAUUUGGUAUUAUUAUGAAUAUUCUUGCAACUGGGAAAAGACCUUGGCAUAGUGAAGCACAUGAUAUUAGUUUAGCAAAAAAUAUUUGUGACGGCAAGAGACUUGAAAUUCCGGAUGAUACACCAAAAUUUUAUGCAGAGUUAAUGCAACAAUGUUGGGAUAAUGAACCAAAAAAACGACCAACUGCAUCUAAUUUAUAUAAAAAAUUG
This is a messenger RNA of Rhizophagus irregularis DAOM 181602=DAOM 197198, 799 nucleotides long. NCBI's taxonomy places the organism in Eukaryota, Fungi, Glomeromycota, Glomeromycetes, Glomerales, Glomeraceae. The record is from RefSeq and is a predicted model, not a curated record.